CAUCGGUAAUGCUGGACUCUGGUGUUGGUCACACUAGGAUGCUGUUGAUACUUUGAUAUUACUAUUAUUAAAUAUUAUAUUUUUAUCUACUUUUUGCUUGAAAAAUAAUCAAAAUUUCUGACAAGUUGUUUUAUUCGGUAUUUACAUCAUUUUCUUCCGUUUCGUAUUCUGUGUUUUUUAAUUCGUCGUUUUAUUGAAACUAAGGUGUUUAUCAUGGCAUCAGCAGAUCCAAUAGGUCUGAGCAAAACUUGGGAACUCUCAUUAUACGAACUUCACAGAACGCCACAAGAGGCUAUUACGGACAACACAGAAAUUGCCGUGUCCCCAAGAAGCUUGCACAGUGAAUUGAUGUGCCCUAUUUGUUUAGAUAUGCUCAAAAAAACAAUGACUACUAAAGAAUGUCUCCAUAGGUUAGUAUUUUUAAGAAUAUUAUAAUUUUUGAUUAUUAAUUAAUUGAUUACUAUCUCUGUGUAAAAGAUUUUGUUCAGACUGCAUUGUUACUGCACUUCGUUCUGGUAACAAAGAAUGCCCAACAUGUCGAAAAAAAUUAGUAUCUAAACGUUCACUGCGUCCUGACCCGAAUUUUGAUCUACUAAUAUCCAAAAUUUAUCCUAGCCGUGAUGAAUAUGAAGCCCACCAAACCAGAGUAUUAGAAAAAUUGAAUAAAAGUCAUAGUCAAGCAAAUCUGGUACAGUCCAUCAAUGAAGGCAUCAAAAUCCAAACACAAAAUCGUUUGCAACGUACCAAAAAGAACCAACAAGAUGAACAAAAUGAAAGCAGUUCUUCGUCAACUCCAAAAACACCUAAUAACAUAGGACCGGUUAAAGAUAAUGUCACUAGAACAGUGGUUCAAGCAAAAGUAGCUAAAAAACUUAAAACUGUGAUGAUUUCUGAAAAUGAUGGCCCAGCAUCUUCAUCAGCUGAUAAAUCAGAUAUUACAGAGUGUGAUGGCGCAUCAAGAGGAGUAACUUUAGAUGAGAUUGAAUUGGUAUUUAAACCUCAUCCGACUGAAAUGGGAAGUGAUAAUCAAUUAAUUAAAGUAUUGAAAGAAAAUGCUGUUAGAUAUAUUAAAACUACAGCAAAUGCUACUGGUAAAUAAAAUGCUAAUAACAUAUAUAGUGUUUUAAUAAAAUAAUAAGAGGCUUGUUUUGGCAUUGGAGUUUUUCAAUUAACAGUUAGCUAUUAUUUGUAAUAUCACUAAAAAGUUUUUUUUUUUCUGAACUGAAUAGUAUUUUACCUACUAAGAAAUAACUAGUAACAGAAAACAAUGGAUGUAGUUUGUAAUUGUUUGUUGAUUCUGUCAACUUGAUUGUUAAAAAUGCAUUCAGUUAUUUGAUAAUUGAAUACACUUUUUUUAAUUGCAGUAAUAAAUAUCGCCAAAAAAGUUUCCAAAAUGCAUGUAUCAUAAUCAUAAUAUCAUAGAUUUAACCGUUUUUUAUUUAUUUUUUUAGUCGAACAUUUGAGCACAUAUUUACUAAUGCGUCUCUCAUUGGAUCUUGGACCAGAACAUCCAGAACGUGCUGUAAAGUUCUUGAUUUACGUUGCACCAAUAUCUGGUCAAUAUGUUCCACUAAAUGGAAAUCAAACUUUACGACAGGUUCACGACAAAUAUUGGAAAGUUAACAAACCACUAGAAAUGUUUUACUCCUUUAACUAGAGUAUUUAUUAUUAUUAUAUUUAUCAUAACAAAAUAAAUAGCUGUCAGCAAAAAUCUAUUUUUCGCUUGGUUAGUAUAAUUCAAUUAAAUGAUUCUUAAGACCAACUUUAUAAAUGACACUAAAAUUAUAUUUUUAAAAAAAUAUCACAUUAUGUGAAUAAUACAACUAGAAUUUCCUAUAUUGAGUGCAUUUUAUCUAGCCUCUAUGUAGUGUGUUUUGUUGAUAUACCUAGUAUUUAAUAAUAAUGUAAAAGUAUUUUAUUUUAAUAAUAUAUAUUUUUUAUAAGUCCAAAAAGUCAAAAGAAAAUUUUUUUUAGGGAUUCAUAUUAUGUACAUUGUAUAUGGAGUUUGUUUAAAUCUUAUAGGAUGAAAAUACUGAAAAAAAACAGUCCGUGAUUAUGUUUUUUUAAAACGUUAUAAGACAAAUCAAAGAAUUCAAGUUUCAUUGACAAUGAUGACCAACUUUAAAAGUACAACAAACACCACAUUGGAAAAAUAAAAAGAUCACAAUCUAACCUUACAUAAAUAUUUUCUGAAACUAAUGAGCAAAAGAGAAAGUAUAAUUUGAAGCACUUUCAAAAAAAUUAUCAAUUAAUUUGAGAAAACGAUAUAUGUGAACAUAUUAAUAUAUAUAAUAGUACGUCAAAUUAAAAAUAAUAUACUAAACUAUUGUUGAAAUUUUUUUUGAACAUAAUUUAAGUGUUAUUUUUUUAAAGUUGUCACAUUAACUGGUCUUGUAAUUCUCCAUUCAGAAGUGGAGAACUAUAUAAUUGAUGAAGCAAGGUGUAUGCAUAUCAAAAAGUUGCUGACAACUAUACAUUUUUUCAUGAUGUAAAUUGUAUUUUUCACUAUUUACUUUUAAAAUACACUUAAUACAUUUAUUUUUUUAUUGUUAAAUAUGUAUUGUAUGUUAGAGUUUGACAUUAAGAGUACAUUUUUUAACAGUGCCGGUGGAAUAAUUUGUAGGGCCUGAUGCAAUCUUUUUUUUUUAUCACAGGGUCCUCAAUAUUUAACUUUGAGAGAAGUAUAUGGACAUCCAGCACUCAUUUGUGUACAUUUUAAUGUAUAGUUAUAUAAGUAAUGGUUAGAGGCCUGGUGCGGUCGUACUCAUCGCACUGCUCAUCCACUGGCUGUUUUUAAAUUAAUCAUUAUAAUUACAUAUUUUCUACUUUUUAUUCUGGGUAUUUUUUUAACAUUAUAUAACUAGAAAUUAUACAUAUUAUUUUGCACCAAAACUUUUCCAUUUUUAUGUUUUAUUCAAAUGACUGAUAUAAAUUACAUUAUAUAUCAUAAAAUAGAUUUAAAAAAAAUGAACUUCAGAUUAUACCCCACAUUUAUUUUAAUUAUCAUAUACAAAAGCAUUGAUCAAUUUAAAUAAAUAAUGUCAUUGACAAUACUUAGAUACCAAUAUAUAUUUUGGUAACUGUGUUAUUAUAAGCGAUCUACAGAUAGUUCAGUUAACAAAAAAAAAAAAUAUGGACUCAAUAACUCAUACAUGCCAAAUGCUAAUAGUCAACGGAUAAUUAGCGGUAGAAUAAAGAAUUGAGGUAUUUUCAUGGGGCCCAAUUUAAUAAUGUUAUUAAUUUUACUAAACUUUCAAUCUUGUUUAACCAUCUUUUUUUCGGUCUUGCACGUUUUUUAAAUUAUAGAAGAUUUAAUUUAAUAUGCAGCCGAACAGUUAUCCUGACAAAAUUUUAACUUAUGAUUAUUAAUUAUAUAGUUGAAUGCAAUUAUGUAUUAGAGGUUAUAUAUUAACAUGUUAGCUGUAGCAUGGGUUAAAUUGGACAAUCCUCCUCACUGAGCGGAACUCUUUUCUUGGUCAAAAAGGGUUCCUAGUACCAAUAUUAUAAAAAUAGCCAGAAUUUCAAACUGACAAAUUGAAUAAUGUUAGAGGUUUAUAGAUGACUUGUAAAAACAAAUGACUUGUUUAGUCGGGUAUUAUUGGGAGAACUAAGAAAAUAAAGACAAUUUAUUGAUAAUAUGUUGACGUCCGCUGCAGAAAACAAAUAUUUUGUAUAUUAGCAUUCAGUGUUACUCUUACUUAAAUUUUAAGAUGUGUAUUGUAUAUAGUACCCUACACAUAGAGUUACAAUUAAUCAUAUAAAGGUUUACUUAAUAUUACUUAAACCAAUGAUUAUAUAUGAAUCUUAUAGAAUCCUAAAUUACCUUUAUGCUAAUAAUUAUGUCAAUAUUCAUUAUUUUUUUUCAAUUGGGUUUUGUGUGGGGGGAAAAUAAAUAUUGAUGAGAGUUAUUAGCAUAAGAAAAGCACUGCAGGGCACCUGUAUAAUAUACAGAUUAUAUAAAAUUAGGCAUUACAUCAACAAAAAUGUCUUUAUCCUAAUAAAAUAUACUUGUAGCAUAUUAUAAAUGGUAUCUUUCAAAAUCUUAAAAUUAAAUUUGUUUAAAAUAAAGUAUUAGAUUAUAAGUGUGCAUAGGAUAUUUUGCGGGAUGUGCAGAAAGAUUUAGUAGGAUACCCUGUAUUUUAAAAAUCAACUACAAAUUAAUAAUAAACAAUUUAUUAUGUAAAAAAAUAAUAUGAUAACUAUUGAUUGUACGUUAGAGAUAACAAUAAAUACCAAUAUCAUUGAUUCAUUAUUAGAAGUUAAAUUUGAUAUAUCAUUGCCACCUCAUAUUAUGUAAGUUUUUUAAAUUAAAUUGUAAAAAUUGUUAAAUAAAUAAUAAUUUGAGUUACAAAAAAAAAAAAAAUGUAAUUCAAUCAAAAUCAAUAUAAUUUACUAAUUUUAAUACUAGAAAAUAUUGAGGUAUCAGUCUUAAAAAUCCUAACAGUUAAACAAAUAUAUCUUAUAUCUUUUUUUUUACUAUCAAUAGUUCAAUUAAUAUUUAUAUUUUACAUUUAGAAAAAUAAUUUUUAUUAAAUAACAAAUUUAUUUUAACGAAAAUCAAAAUGUUUAAACAUUUUUUUAUUUAUUGGUAAGAAUAACUGAUAACAAAACAACAAAAUACUUUAAAAUGUAUGUAAAUUAACUACAGAAUUAAAAAUAUAGUUAUAUUUAAAUCAUCCCAAAAACAAUACAUUCAAAUAUUUAUAUUAGCGCUCGGGCCUUUUCUUCUUUUAAUUUCAGUUUAAAACAUUUUGCUUCCAUUUCUUCAAAAUGUUCUGCAAAUAUCAUUUUCAAGGCAGAAUACAUCAAUGGCAAUUUAUGUAAAACAUUUGGAGCGAUCUGUA
Cinara cedri is the source of this 4844-nucleotide messenger RNA. The record is from the annotation of a GenBank genome assembly. NCBI's taxonomy places the organism in Eukaryota, Metazoa, Arthropoda, Insecta, Hemiptera, Aphididae.